Molecule: messenger RNA, 3945 nt
Organism: Mus caroli (Ryukyu mouse)
Lineage: Eukaryota; Metazoa; Chordata; Mammalia; Rodentia; Muridae
Gene: Sox17
Product: SRY-box transcription factor 17
Biological process (GO): negative regulation of canonical Wnt signaling pathway; endoderm formation; heart development
Cellular component (GO): nucleus
Molecular function (GO): RNA polymerase II cis-regulatory region sequence-specific DNA binding; DNA-binding transcription activator activity, RNA polymerase II-specific
Source: RefSeq, a predicted model, not a curated record
CCGAAGUUAAUCUUAGGGUCAAACGUUCUCAGCUCCCACGGGAGAGGCUAGCAAAGCGAAGAUUGCAGGUCUGACCUGAAUAUUCUGGGCCACCGUGGGGGCCGGUGACCACUGUCUUUCUUGCCACUCUUUCUCUCCUCUCAAGUUCCCGAAUUUCCAUCUCCAUCUCCGACCCACUGGGGACUGACCAGGGACUGGGAAGAGCGCGAAAGGUAUAAAGGGGAGAAGAGACUGCGCCUUUUGGUGCCCGGGUGAAAGGUGCCAAACAACCGCAUCGCUCUGAGUGGCCCUACCUGGGAGGUGAGGAGCCCGGGGCACGACGCUCGGUGUUCUCAGAGGCAGACUCUGAGGCACGUAUUUUAGAUCGUCCAGUGGUGCUAUUGUCUCUUUUAUCUUAGAGUCCGCCGGGGGCUGUCUCCGCGAUGACAGCCCACGCUCCCUUUUCCGCCCUCAUGAACUUGCUCUCCACAGACCACGGAUCUGCUUGAGUGCCCACGGAUCCUGUGCAAUUGGACUUGAGUGUCCUUUAACAGGCUUUGGCCAUCAGAACACCCAAACCACAAAAACUUCGAGAAAUCAACCGCUCACUCUGAGGCUCGCUGUAGAAGAGUGGCUUCGACUCUCCCACUUCGGAGACACAGUUGGUCACCAACCCGCUUGCUACAGGCCCCAAGUGGUUGAGGGCACAGCUUCUACAUUAGUCGCUUCCUUGCCCCAGCCUUUCGAGCCUCAGGUCUACUUUGGGGAUGUGGCUUAGGCAGAAGCCACCUAGAAAUCCUGCACUGUUUGAGUGUGACACCGCUGCGGGCUACAGCAGACAGGCGUGCCAGGCUUCUAGUCCAGAUACCCACCCCCACCCCAGUAAAUCUCUAGUGUUGAGGGAAGCAAGGCUUGCAGGAAGCCGCUCCGGAUGUUUGCUUCUUUACUUGUGGCAUUUGUGGCUGGCUUUGAUAACGUCCCGAGCUCGGCUUCCAACACCCAUUUAGUGAAGAAACUGAAAUAUGGCCCACUCACACUGCUGUUGGGUCUGAAGUGCGGUUGGCCCCAACACUCCUCCCAAAGUAUCUAUCAAGAGAAUGGUCACCAGAAGUUAGAUCUAGUUUUCAGAGAAAUCAACCAAGACAGGGAAGACAGAGAAAAUGCAUUCUGGACCCGCUACUGAUUUCAAUCGUCAUUUCAAAUAAAACCCGUAGUUUAUUAAAAAAAAAAAAAAAACACGGAAAGAGAAAAUUCGGCUCUGAGAUCUUUGAAAAGAUGUCCAUUACUAGAUACAAAAGAGAAGAAUCACUGUGUAGGUGAGGGACUGCGUCCCUGCUUCUGAGAGGCAGGAGAGCUACAUGGGGAGACUGUCUCAAAACUAACAACAGAAGAGAUAGAUUUUUUUUUUCUUAAAGAGCACCUGACUAGAGAAUCGAUUUGUAAAAUUGCUAUUUCUACCCUUAUAGUUUCCUUGAUUAAACAUCUGAAAUGCAUUUUUUUGUUUUACUUUCAAGCCAAUGUUUUUCAGAAAAAAUAAAAAGCUUUGAGGAAAAGCCCAUUAUCAGUUAGAUUUAAGACCAAUUGCUUUUAAAUUACCAAUUUAAAAUACCAUUUUUUUGAUUUCUUAAAGCAGAUUCAAUUUUACCCCCUUUGUGUGAAUCUUACAGACCUGGAGUUUUAACUACUAUCGCACAACCUCCAGCUUAAAUGGGAGGGAGGGUCACCACUGCUUUAUAACAUAACAAAUUAGAGAAAAGCUGGCUCUGUAUGAGUUCUUUGGAGACAAAGUAGUUCCAGAAACUGCAGACCAGGAGCUCUCAAAAGCUCUGUGCUUUUUUGAAACCUCCAGUCAGCCAGAUUUGGUCUCUGAAAUAACACAGGAAAACCUCAGCAUGUCACCUCAAGGAUACAAAUAAGUAAGACUUUUCAAUCAGCGAUUCACAGUGAAGAAAGUCUGCUUUGGAAACUGACAUGGCAAAUCCUGGAAGGCGUUGACCUUGGCAGAGAAGCGGCCCUUCGUGGAAGAGGCCGAGCGGCUGCGCGUGCAGCAUAUGCAGGACCACCCCAACUACAAGUACCGGCCGCGGCGGCGCAAGCAGGUGAAGCGCAUGAAGCGGGUGGAGGGAGGCUUCCUGCACGCUCUCGUCGAGCCCCAGGCCGGCGCACUUGGUCCCGAGGGCGCCCGAGUGGCCAUGGAUGGCCUGGCUCUGCCUUUCCCGGAGCCGGGCUAUCCGGCCGGUCCUCCGCUGAUGUCUCCGCACAUGGGCCCCCACUACCGGGACUGCCAGGGACUGGGCGCGCCCGCUCUCGACGGCUACCCUCUGCCCACUCCGGACACAUCCCCGCUGGAUGGCGUGGAGCAGGACUCGGCUUUCUUUGCAGCCCCGCUGCCAGGGGACUGCCAGGCGGCCGGCACCUACACUUACGCUCCAGUCUCGGACUAUGCAGUGUCCGUAGAGCCGCCCGUUGGCCCCAUGCGAGUGGGGCCGGACCCCUCGGGCCCUGCGAUGCCGGGGAUCCUGGCGCCCCCCAGCGCUCUGCACCUGUACUACGGCGCGAUGGGCUCGCCCGCCGCAAAUGCCGGACGCGGUUUCCACGCGCAACCCCAGCAGCCGCUGCAACCGCAGGCACCGCCGCCGCCACCGCAGCAGCAGCACCCAGCGCACGGCCCCGGGCAACCUUCGCCCCCUCCCGAGGCUCUGCCCUGCCGGGAUGGCGCGGAAUCCAACCAGCCCACUGAGCUCCUAGGGGAGGUGGACCGCACGGAAUUCGAACAGUAUCUGCCCUUUGUGUAUAAGCCCGAGAUGGGUCUUCCCUACCAGGGACACGACUGCGGAGUGAACCUCUCAGACAGCCACGGAGCCAUUUCCUCCGUGGUGUCAGACGCUAGCUCAGCGGUCUACUACUGCAACUACCCCGACAUUUGACGGUUGCCGACCCGACCUGAGGGCCAGAAGCAGUGUUACACACUUCCUGGAAGCGCUAAGGAAAUCCUUAGCGUCAAGCUGUUUUGUUUUUAAGUUGCCUUGGCAUAUAAUUUAUGGUAAUUUAUUGUCUGCCACUUGAACAGUUGAGGGGCUACACGAGAUUUUUGUUUUAAAUUCCUUGAGGGACUUGCUCCCCACAAUCACUGUCCAGUUUUAGCCAGUUUUGAAAUAUCUCACUGACUUAUUCCAUUUCUUGAAAGUGUAUUGAUCUAGAGAAAUUUUGUCAUGCGUGUUUUCUCAAUCUUAAAUAAAUCCUGGAAUCUUUUUAAAAUCGAUCGCAUCGGUUUUUACCAAAUUAAAGAUCAACAGUAAGUAUUAUACAAUUAGAACUGUAUAUUAAUUGUAAAAUUUCCAUUUUUCUUACAAUGGUAAGAAAAUGCAUCUAAGAAACCCUAAACACAAACAGAGGGGUGUUCAAAUGUGAUAUAAUUGUUCUGAGAAAAAUUCUCAAAGAAUGAACUUGCUAUGUACAUUCCAAAUAUUGGUUUCUAAAAAUGAUACUGUAAAUGUUUUUAAUUCUGUACACUUUAAUGAGGCUGUUCAAAAAUUUCGGAUUUUCAGUCAUCUCGACACCUGUCAAAAGAGCUUUUCAGAUAUAACUCUUUCUUGUUUGUCUUUUCUUCCAAAAGUCUUGAUCCCACUUCCCACAAAAUUUGCCUUAAUUCCCACAUUUUUAGAGUCAGAGAAACUAAUCAAAAUAAAGUUUGUGUUGUGACUGUUAGUGAACUUUAAUAUGUAAUUUCAACCGUGCAUCUUGCUAUAGCUAGCAAGUGUAGGCGAUUGUGUUCCCUCAUUUUGCAGUUUUCAGGCUCAAGAUUCUCCUAGAGUGAUUUGUGUGUGGUGUGCUUUACACAGGUGAAGACACCAACCAGCAUCCAUCCUAUUGGGAAGAAACAGGUACAAGGCUUAGCCCCUGCAAAUAUGCGGUGCUGACUGCUGCGCUCCACAUGACCAUCAUAGGAACUGCUGGCUUGUGGGC